Molecule: messenger RNA, 2136 nt
Organism: Trifolium pratense (red clover)
Lineage: Eukaryota; Viridiplantae; Streptophyta; Magnoliopsida; Fabales; Fabaceae
Product: dihydrolipoyllysine-residue acetyltransferase component 5 of pyruvate dehydrogenase complex, chloroplastic
Exons: 6
Coding region: 324-1718 (464 amino acids)
Biological process (GO): pyruvate decarboxylation to acetyl-CoA
Cellular component (GO): chloroplast envelope; chloroplast thylakoid; pyruvate dehydrogenase complex
Molecular function (GO): dihydrolipoyllysine-residue acetyltransferase activity
Source: RefSeq, a predicted model, not a curated record
GUUUGCACGGGUAUGGGCCGUGAAAGUUGUUAGGAAGAAAUAAAAACGAAACCAACCAUUAACCAACAAACACCAAAACUAAACCUUCCUUCAAAAAAAAAAGAAAAACACACUAAACUAAACCUUAGUAAAUCACAUCACAGUUGUUUGUGUUGUGUUGUAAGUGACGUUAGAUUCAGUGACACAAGUAGUUGAAACCUCCGCCAUAUUUCGAUGAACACGAGGAAACACUUUUUCUAUUUCACUUAACAAAAACAAACAACACAUUCACAUUCACAUUCCAAAAUCCAAACUCAUUCAUUUUCCAAAUUUCACUUUCAACAAUGUCUCAGCUUCUUCAAACUCCGUUUCUCUCUUCCACCACCGUCCUCCGCCUCAAAUCAACUUCACUCCGCCGUACCACAACAAACAACCUCAUCGUUCGAGCCAAGAUCCGUGAGAUUUUCAUGCCUGCACUCAGCUCUACAAUGACUGAGGGUAAAAUCGUCUCAUGGAUUAAAUCCGAAGGCGAUAAACUCUCUAAAGGAGAUAGCGUCGUUGUUGUUGAAUCCGAUAAAGCUGAUAUGGAUGUUGAAACUUUCUACGACGGUAUCCUCGCCGCUAUUGUUGUUGAAGAAGGUGGUGUUGCUGCCGUUGGAUCUCCCAUCGCUUUUCUCGCUGAAAAUGAAGAAGAUAUUGAAUUAGCCAAAUCCAAAGCCCUCUCUUCUUCUUCUUCAUCUUCUUCUUCUUCUUCUACUCCUGCACCUGCACCGGCACCUGCAAUUCCGGUAGAAUCAUCUCAACCAAAGAAAGCUGCGGAGAAUGUUGUUGCAGCGGCUGUUUCGGUUGUGUCUAAACAUCCGGCUUCUGAGGGAGGGAAGAGAGUGAUAGCGUCUCCUUAUGCUAAGAAAUUGGCUAAGGAAUUGAAGGUGGAGUUGGGUCAAAUUGUUGGGACUGGACCUUUGGGGAGGAUUGUGGCUAAAGAUGUUGAGGCUUUUGCAGCUACAGGGGGUUCUUCUGGGAGUGUUGUGGAGGCGGCGGCUGAGCCGGUGAAGACUGUGGCUGAAUUGGGAAGUGUGGUGCCGUUUACUACAAUGCAGAAUGCUGUGAGUAGGAAUAUGGUGGAGAGUUUGGCUGUUCCUACUUUUAGAGUUGGUUAUACUAUUACUACUGAUGCACUUGAUGCUCUCUACAAGAAGAUCAAGUCAAAGGGAGUUACUAUGACAGCAUUGCUUGCCAAGGCUACAGCACUCGCACUAGCUAAACACCCUGUUAUAAACUCUAGUUGUAGGGAUGGUAAAAGCUUUACAUACAAUAGCAGCAUCAACAUUGCAGUUGCUGUGGCUAUAGAUGGCGGACUCAUUACACCAGUGCUUCAGGAUGCUGAUAAGGUUGAUGUCUAUUCAUUGUCAAGAAAGUGGAAGGAGUUGGUAGAUAAGGCCCGGGCUAAGCAGCUGCAGCCUAAUGAAUACACCACAGGUACUUUCACACUUUCCAACCUGGGAAUGUUUGGCGUUGAUCGCUUUGAUGCUAUUCUGCCUCCUGGAACCGGAGCAAUUAUGGCAGUUGGAACAUCACAGCCAACUGUUGUGGCUACCAAGGAUGGUCGCAUUGGCACGAAGAACCAAAUGCAGGUCAAUGUUACGGCCGAUCAUCGAGUAAUCUACGGUUCUGAUCUAGCCCUAUUCUUGCAAACCCUGUCACAGAUUAUUGAGGACCCUAAAGAUCUUACUUUCUAGUGUCAUUUUUCUGUAUUCUAAUGCUGCAACAAAGGAAAAGGAACUUGUUAUCCCUCUCGUCGUGGAUUACGGAUUAUUAAUCGUCGAGAAGCACAAACUGGGAAGCCAAAUCACCCUAUCCACUCAGGAUUGUGCAAAGGUCAGGCAGGAGUAGAGUUUUGAAUAGGAAAAUUGAGUUCUAGUUUGUUAAAUGAGAUUGAGUCAAAUACACCAUUUCCAUUUUUCAUUAGCACUAUCUGAUUAUAGAUUUGUUUUUUUAUUGGUUAUUAUUGUCUAAAUAAUGUCCAUUAUUUAUUUAUGUGAGAUCAUGAAACUUGUUUUAGAUUUCUGACUAGAAAAUUGAAACAUGGGAGAUUGAGCAAUGAUUAUGUUAUGAAACAAAAAUAUGGUAUUGUGAUGAAGAUAUUAUUGCUUAAGU